AUGGUUGAAUCACACAAGAAGCGGCGUCUUUCAGACGCUGAGACACCUGAAAUUAAAGUCGAAGCCACUACACCUGCCACCGAGGCCUCAGCAGCGCCUCAGAACAACAGAACCCUUUUCGUCCGUUCACUACCCACCUCGGCCACAACAGAGAGCCUAGCAGAAUAUUUCUCGCAGUCCUACAUUAUCAAGCAUGCUGUUGUUGUCUGUGAUAAGGUGACCAAGGCAUCCAAGGGAUUCGGUUUCGUUACAUUCGCCGAUGUCGAGGAUGCGGAGAGCGCUUUGAAGGAACUCAAUGGAUCUAAAUUUGACGGAAAAAUCAUUCGCGUUGACUAUGCCGAGUCUCGUAAGCGUGAGAUUGAUGAGAAGAUUGGACGCAGUGUCCCCACCGCUGCUUCUCUGGAGUCAAAGAAAAAGAAGGAAGAGGAGAGAGGACAAGGCCUUCCCCCCAAGCUGAUUGUUCGCAAUCUUCCUUGGAGUAUCAAGGAGCCCGAGGAUCUGUCUGUUCUGUUCCGCAGUUUUGGAAAGGUCAAGUUCGUUACUCUUCCCAAGAAGAACGGCAAACUUUCCGGCUUUGGUUUCGUUACCCUACGAGGCAGAAAGAAUGCCGAGAAGGCUCUCCAGAUGGUCAACGGAAAAGAGAUCGAUGGACGUCAAUUGGCUGUCGAUUGGGCUGUCGAAAAGGAUGUUUGGGAGACCACUAAGAAGGAGGACGAGGAUGAGGAGGAGGAAGUAAAGGAGGAAGAGAAGGAGACUGGUGACGUCGAGAUGGAGGACGCCGAGGGUGUUUUGGAAGAGCCCUCGGAUGACGAGACCUCCUCCGACGAAGACGAAGACGAAGAUGAUGAUUUGGACGAGCUGGACGAGCUGGACGACGAUGAGGAAGAUAAGGAGGAUGACCGCAACGCCACUACAAUCUUCCUUCGCAAUCUCCCCUUCACUGCCACAGACGAGACCCUAUACGACCACUUCAAAACCAACUUCGGACCCCUACGAUACGCACGUGUCGUUCUGGACUACGAGACCGAGCGCCCCCGAGGCACUGGAUUCGUAUGCUUCUGGAAGCCUGAAGACGCCAACACAUGCGUUCGCGAAGCCCCCAAAGGAGCCGAUGUCAUGGCCCCGAAUAAGGACAAGCCCAAGUCCAACACCGCCAUGAAGCACUCUGUUCUCCAAGACGAGAACACCGAUCCCACCGGCCGCUACACUCUCGAAGGCCGAGUCCUACAAGUCGCCCGUGCUGUGAGCAAGGGUCAAGCCGCGAAGCUGGAAGAGGAGGGAGUGUCACGCCGUAUGGUCCGCGACACUGAUAAGCGCCGCCUGUACCUCCUCAACGAGGGUACGAUCCCCUCCAACUCCCCGCUGUACAAGAAGCUCUCUCCCUCCGAAGUCAAGAUGCGCGAGGACAGCUACAAGCAGCGUGAAACCUUCAUCAAGAAGAACCCCGCUCUCCACGUCAGUCUCACCCGUCUCGCCAUCCGUAACCUCCCCCGUCACAUCAGCUCCAAGGACUUGAAGCAACUUGCCCCCCUCUCAAAAGAGGAGCAGCAGCGCUCCCGCGAUACAAUGAAGGAGCUUGAGCAGCUGCGCAAGCAGAAGAAGAUGGGUAUCGUCCGCCAGGCGAAGGUCGUCUUCGAGACUCGCGAAGGUACCAAGGUCUCCGAGAAGACUGGUGGUGGUCGCAGUCGUGGAUAUGGAUUCAUCGAGUUUUUCACUCACCGUCACGCUCUCAUGAGUUUGCGCUGGCUCAAUUGCCAUUCCAUGCCGGUUCCUCCUUCUGUUCAAAGUCCAGAGGAUAAGGACAAGAAGAAGAGUCUGGUUGUUGAGUUUGCCAUUGAGAACGCUCAGGUCGUCAAGCGCCGUAAUGAGCUGCAGGCCAAAUCCCGCGAGCCCCGGCCUAAGCGUUCAGACGACGCAGAGGACGGAGACAAGCACGGUCAGAAGAGAAAGCGCUCUGAUGGCCGUGAUGGCCGUGGUGGAAAAGGAAGAGAUGACAGAGACGGAAAGGACGCGAAGCGUGGGAAGACCGGAAAGAGUCCCAAGGAUGAGAAGGAGGAUCAAGAAGAGGACAAGGCCGCGAAGCGCAACCGCAUCAUCGGCCAGAAGCGCAUGAAGCGCAAAGCCCGCAAGGGAAAUUAA
This is a messenger RNA of Penicillium paradoxum, 2139 nucleotides long. RefSeq names its product mRNA-binding ribosome biosynthesis protein NOP4. Gene Ontology annotation, molecular function: RNA binding. The record is from RefSeq and is a predicted model, not a curated record. Bases 1 to 2139 code for a protein of 712 amino acids. The transcript is spliced from 2 exons. Lineage: Eukaryota; Fungi; Ascomycota; Eurotiomycetes; Eurotiales; Aspergillaceae.